Molecule: messenger RNA, 2149 nt
Organism: Heterotrigona itama
Lineage: Eukaryota; Metazoa; Arthropoda; Insecta; Hymenoptera; Apidae
Source: the annotation of a GenBank genome assembly
AUGUUGCUGGAGUCGCGAAAUCUCGCCGGCAGGAAGAGAAACGGAUUGACGCUGUCUUCGUUCGGUGGUGGAGGUGGCGGCUGCGGCGGUGGAGGCGGAGGUGGAGGAGGCGGAGGAGGAGGAGGAGGAGGAGGAGGCGGCUGCGGUGGUGCCGGCAGCGAGGAAGACGACGAAGAAUCUCGACAUCUGUUUCUUGGAAGAAAAAUGCAGACCGAGGGUGCCGCCGCCUCCGCGGUUUCCGCCGGUUUGUCACCCGGCUGCACGCGCGACGAUGGCGACGAGAGCUCCAGCCCCUCGCCGAACGGUAGCCUCUUGAAUAAUCUCAACAACAACUGCAACUCGAACCGCCAAUGCGCCACCGAUUUUAGCAUCGCGGCCAUCAUGGCCCGAGAUUCUAGGCAACAGCAGCAGCAGCAACAGCAACAGCAACAACAGCAACAACAGUCGCAGCAGCAGUCACAGACGUCACCGUCGCAGCAGCAGCAGCAGCAACAGCAGUCGCUUCAGCAGCAAACCCAGUCGCAAUUGCAGCAACCGUAUCAUCAUCGGCAGUUGCAGCAACAGGCCGUCGGCGGAGGGAAAUUGCAUCAACACGAAAGGGAACCGAGUGUUUCUGGUGUGGUCCGUUCCGGAGCUCCACCGAUUCAGGAAACGAUCGUCGCGGAAGACGAUCCGGAGACGGACGACGCCGGAAGCACCAGCGGCAAGGCAGCUUCUCCCGUGAAUCCUCUCCUUCAGGAACGGACCAACUGCGAAGAGCUUAAGCACGUGAUGUGUCAUCUAGAGACGAAAGAUUUGUGGGAUAAAUUCAACGAACUGGGCACCGAGAUGAUCAUCACGAAAACUGGCAGGAGAAUGUUCCCAACGUGCAGAGUGUCGUUCAACGGGCUGAAGGCGGACAGCCGAUACGCAGUACUGAUGGACAUCGUUCCGGUGGAUAACAAGAGGUAUCGGUACGCGUAUCACAGGAGCUCGUGGCUGGUAGCCGGGAAGGCCGAUCCACCGGCGCCCGCUCGUCUCUACGUGCACCCGGACUCACCUUUCACGGGCGAGCAGCUCCGAAAGCAGGUCGUCUCGUUCGAAAAAGUCAAGCUGACCAACAACGACAUGGACAGGCACGGGCACCUGGUGUUGAACUCGAUGCACAAAUACCAGCCGAGGAUUCACCUGGUGAAGCGACCGGAGUCGGGCACCGCCAAGCCAAUAACGGACCUCGAGAAGGAACCUCACAAGACCUUCAUAUUCCCAGAGGCGAUAUUCACCGCUGUCACCGCCUAUCAGAAUCAACUCGUCAUUGUGAGAAACAAAAGGAGAUAUCAAACUGAUUACUUCCAACGAUUAUUUCGAAAAUUCAGGAUUUUCCAUUUUGAAAGAUACUACGUAUUGACGAUGCAGCCUUCGAGAAGAAAAAGAAAGUCACUUUCACCGAUUCCGAAGCUACGAAAUCUUGAUUUGGGACCAUUGUACGACCACUGUCAGAUGAAGAAAAUCUUCCAACCGUCGUCGAGAGUUUACGGAAGCGGAAACGAUGGAGUCGAUGCUGGCCGAGCAGCAGUCGCUGAGGUUUCCCCAUCGGCUCCCGUUCGAGAUGGAUCAGCUUCAGGCCGGCGCGGCGGCGGUGGGCAACCUCAGCCUGGAAGAGAAGGCACUGUGGGCGGCGCGGUCGCAGAUGCUGCUUCGUGCCGCGGCGGCGGUCGCUGUCAGCCCGUACGCUCAGUUGGUCGGUCCGGCGGCCCUGGUGUAUCCUGGCGCCUCGUCCGCUGCUGGGACUAGCCAUCAACAGCAGCAGCAACACCAACAGCAGCAACAGCAGCAACAACAGCUCGGACACCUGUGGUGGGCCUCGUCGAUAGGGCCGACGUUGUUCGCUGCCGCCCAUCAUCAGCAACAACAGCAGCAACAGCAGCAACUGGCAGGAUCGAGCACACAGAGCCCCAGCACCACGGGUCCAGCGGCGCCUCGACCUCUCUAUCCGUCGGCCUUGGCCCUGGCGCAUCAUCGUUUCUCCCCCUAUCACAUGGCCACCGCGGCGCCCAAGUCGUCCACGCCGAUCGGGCCUUCGCUCUCACCCUCGCCCUCGCGAAGGGCGACACCGUCGCCGACCGACAGCCUCGGCAGAGACGGCCAGGAUCUGUCGCCGUCGUCGUAG